This is a messenger RNA of Paramecium octaurelia, 1334 nucleotides long. Lineage: Eukaryota; Ciliophora; Oligohymenophorea; Peniculida; Parameciidae. The record is from the annotation of a GenBank genome assembly.
AUGAAAAAAAAUAAUAAAAAGUCGUAAACCACUAAAAUCAAGGUAACUCCUUGUUCCAAUGAUCGUUACUAUAUGGAUUAGCAGAUCGACGAAGAUGUCUACCUAAAAUAAAAUUAUAAGGUUGUAAGGGAAAUGGGUAGAGGAGGCUAUGGAGUUGUUUAUAAAGCGUAUGAAAUAAUUCAUAAAACUUAGUUUGGGACUUAAUUAGGGUCAAAUUGAGAAAACCAAAAAAUAUGCCAUCAAAGUUAAUUUUUCAACAGUGUCUCCAGAAUUGAUUUUUGCAGAGAUUGGAUUUUUAAAAUUAGUGUACGGUAAGGAGAAUAUGCCACAACUGGUGAAUCUAUUUUUGAAGGAUCAAAAAAUAUACAUCGUAAUAGAAUACUUUACUUAUAAGCCAUUCAUUGUAAAUAUUUCAUUUUAAAAAAGACAUUCUUUGCUAACUUUGACAUGAUGCAAAUAAGAAAAUAUCUCUAUGAAUUAUUGAAGGCAUUAAACAUUUUAAAACAAAAUGGAAUCUAUCAUAGAGAUGUGAAACCUGGCAAUUUUCUUUACAAUCCUAAAACCUGCAAGGGAAUUCUGAUUGAUUACGGUCUCAGUGAAAUUGAUAGGUCAUUUGUUGCAAAACUGAUAGAAAAAGAGAAGGAUCUGUCCAAGAAUGUAAGAAUUGAGUAAACUAUAUUUAACAGAAUCCUUAAUCAGAUGAAGUCUAAGAGAUAAGAAGGAAAAUCAAUUUAUAUAAUGAAAUUUAAAAAACAAUCGAUUAAAUAGGAUAAAAUAAAAUCGGUACAGAAAGCUUUAUGCCUUUGGAAAGUAUCUUACAUUACCAUGUAUAAUAUCAUAUUAAGUUUAAAUAUAGGAUCAAUCCUAUGAAGUUGAUAUGUGGGCAGUUGGAGUUAUAUUUUUACAAUUUUUAACGAAGAAAUACAAUCUAUUUAGUAAUGUCAGAAUGAUCAAUAAACCUGCCAAUACAAAAAAUUUCUUCUAUGUUAACUUUAUCUUGGAGUUAGCCAGCUUAUUCGGAUCUGAAUAAGUAAGGUAGAUUUGUGAUUUGUUCGGUAAGAUUAGAUUAUGAUGUAGAAUAUGAUUUAAAAUUGCCAUCAGUGUCAGCAACAAAGCCAAUCAAAUGGAAAUAAAUAAUAAACAUGGAAGGGUUUGAUGAUAAUGCUGAGGAUUUAUUGACAAAAUUGCUUUGUUUGCAUCCCAAACAGAGAAUUAAAGUUGAAGAUGCAUUAAAGCAUCCUUUUUUUUAAACUGUGAUAUCUUAAGAAGCGCAAGCAGAUACAAACUUUUAAUAAGAAUAGGAAUUUAAUGUGAUUAAACAAAUUGAAAUAUGA